Macrobrachium nipponense is the source of this 2235-nucleotide messenger RNA. RefSeq names its product activating signal cointegrator 1-like. The record is from RefSeq and is a predicted model, not a curated record. Gene Ontology annotation, biological process: positive regulation of DNA-templated transcription. NCBI's taxonomy places the organism in Eukaryota, Metazoa, Arthropoda, Malacostraca, Decapoda, Palaemonidae. Gene Ontology annotation, cellular component: nucleus. Gene Ontology annotation, molecular function: transcription coactivator activity; zinc ion binding.
AUGGCGUCAAUCUUCUAUAUUGUUGGUGUUAUAAGUAAAAAUUUUGAAAGCCUCAUGGAGAAGAUUGGGUUUGCACUUGAGAAAUGGGCAUGUUCCGAGAUGGAAAAACUGGGUAUUCCAGAACCAAGUGCCAUUGUUCGAUAUCUACAGCCCAUUGAAAAUCCUGUUGAAGUGGAAGAAUAUCUGAUAUCGAUGCUUGAUACAGGUAACCCAUCUCAUCGACACUUCAUUGAAGAAUUUUUGAGGAAGCAAGAAGAGAUAAAAACAGCAGUGGACACAAGAUUUUAUAGGAAGCCAGAUUUAGAAGAGAGUACAGUGUUCAAAGUAGGUGACAAAAAGAAGCAAAGAGGGACCAAAGAAAAUGGAUUUAAUAAGGGACCAGAAAGGAUGCAGCCACCAACACAAACUAACGGCUCUUUGCCCACACCUCCACAACCAUCGGGUGGUUCCUCAGGUAAAAAGAAAAGCAAGUAUGUGUCCUUGUACUCAAAUGAAGGGAAAAGUAAAGAUGUAGUGCUUCUAAGUGGGAGACAUAAGUGUGACUGCCAAGCUAGUAAACAUAAACUAAUUAAUAAUUGCCUCAAGUGUGGCCGUGUCAUUUGUGAGCAAGAGGGCUCAGGACCUUGUUCAUUUUGUGGAAAUAUGGUGACCACAAAUGAGGAGGAGGAAUUGCUUGAGCAAAAUAACCGUAAGUCAGAGGCUUUACAGAGGAGAUUAUUUAGUGAGAAAAAUGCUGUUGUUAAAGGUAUUCCUUCAGAACCCGGGAAAGAUCAGGAGGGUUUACGCAAAGCUGUUGAACAUAAGAAUAAGCUUUUGGAAUUUGACAGGACAAGUGAAAAAAGAACUAAGGUUUAUGAUGACGAAAGUGACUAUUUUAGCACAGGUUCACGGUGGCUCAGUCAAGAACAGAAAGCGAAAUUGGAAAAACGAGAGGAAGAACUACGGAAAAAGAAAUAUGACAGAAGUAAUCAGAAGGUAACCAUAGAUUUGUUAGGCAGAAGGGUAAUUGCAGAAGAGAAUAAUGAUAAUAUUUAUGAUCCAGAUGAUCCUAUUAUCAAAGAAAUUCUUGAGGUUAGAUCUAACGAUAUAUUUUCUGCACCAGACAGAGAGGAGUCAAAGCCCUAUAUUGAGGUGGAUCGACCAGAGUAUGUAGAGGGAGAUAUGGAUAAUUACAGACGCAGGACAGGAAACAUGAAAUUUGCUGGAAUGAGUAUGCGUAUACAAGAUAGAGAAAUACAAGAAAUGGUAGAUGAAGGAAUGUGCCUCAGUAUGCACCAACCUUGGGCAUCCCUUCUUGUUGCUGGAAUAAAGAUUCAUGAAGGUAGAACAUGGUACUCAUCCCACAGGGGAAGGCUUUGGAUUGCCUCGGCUGUUAAGCCACCUACUCCCCAAGAAAUCAGUCAGCUAGAGCAGAUGUAUAGGGUUCUCCUCAAGGAUGAGUAUAUCAAGUUCCCCCAAUAUUAUCCAGCAGGAUGUCUCCUUGGGUGUGUAGAUGUUGUUGAUGUCCUCCCACAAGAGGAGUAUCGUGUUAAAUAUCCUGAAGGGGAAAGUGACUCUCCAUAUGUGUUUGUAUGUGAAAAUCCUCAGGAGAUGGUGCUGAAAUUUCCCAUGAAAGGACAGCAUAAGAUAUAUAAAAUGGAUCCUAAGAUUCAUCAAGCUGCUAAAAAAGCCUUGCGGCCAAAAGAGGAUCCGUGAAUUAUUUAUAUAUAUAGUUUGAUUAGCACUUACAGGUCUGACCUGAAUGGUUGUUUUUAUGAAAAGAAUGUGAUUAUUAUGAUUUUAUGUAAUAAGAGCUUUAUAGACUAAAAAUGGUGAAGAUUCUGACAAAAUUUCCCAGGUAUGUAUUUGUUUACAGUAUUAUACUGUACUUAUAUGCUGUCAGUUUAAAUUUGUACAUUCAUACAAAAUACAUACUAUUGCUAUCUUGCACUCUCUCCAGGAGGUAGCAUCAAUACUUUGGUUGGCACUAUAGUAAUUGCACUACACUUUGUCAAGUUCUCAAAUUAGAUAACACCACUUGUGCGAUAUAAUGUUUUAUCUUACUAAUAUUUAUAUUUAAUGAGAUGUAUUAUUCUGAAGAUUUUAGCAGGCAUGUGUUAUAUAGUAUAUUGGAAUAUUUAUAUUUUUUAUCAUCUUUAUAUGAAGAGGAAAAUAUUAUGAUUCAGUAAAUGCUAACAACAUAGACAAUGUGUAUUAUAUUUACCUUUAUUAAAUAAAAAGGAAGUUAGAAACUUU